UUGACAGAAGUACACCCACCAAGUUCCCACAGAGGAAACCCUCACUGCUGAACUUAGUGCACAGGACUUUGGCUUAUCUGCACUGCAAAACCUCUGACUGAACUCUGCUACCCAACAUUACCCACUUUACCUGCCCAGCAGUGUCCAGUACCCAGAUUCUCUAUGUCCCUUUUCACACAUGUGUUGGCCUGCCUUUUGGGUAUGGGCUCCUGGGUGUCCAUCAAUGGUCUCUUUGUGGAGUUGCCCCUCAUUGUUACGCAGAUCCCUGAGGGUUGGUACUUGCCAUCCUACCUAUCCAUUCUGAUCCAGCUGGCCAACCUGGGGCCCCUGUUUGUGACCCUGAUGCACCGCUUCCGCCCAGGGGUGCUCAACGAGACAGCGGUUAUCUACGUGAUCAUCUCCCUGGGCACAGUGGCAAGCUUCCUCCUGGCCUUCUUCUGGAAGGAGACUUUGUUGGUGGCUGGUGUCCCACGCAGUAUUGCCCUUCUCAUCCUCACCUUUUUCCUCUCCACGGUGGACUGCACCUCCUCCGUGACCUUCCUGCCAUUCAUGAUGCGUCUGAAGCCUCAGUACCUCGCCACCUACUUUGUGGGGGAGGGAAUCAGUGGCCUGCUACCCGCCUUGGUCGCCUUGAUUCAGGGGGUGGGACUGGUCCAGUGUAAUAACAGCACAAAGAUGAUGAAUGACUCAGGUUUGGUUAGCAUUAGCUACGAAUUGCAGGCAUACUACCAACCGGCCAACUUCUCUGCGGAGGUGUUCUUCUUCUUCCUCAGUGCUAUGAUGUUGGUGUGCUUGGGAGCCUUCGUCCUGCUGAACUACCACCCUGCUGUGGCCCAGGAACGCACAAACAGCCGCUACCCUAAUGUGGUUGUCAAGAAAGAUGACGUAACUCAGAGGAACCAGACAGAACAAAGGCCUAUGAUCAAACAUUCCGACAUUAUGGCGAAAAGUAGCUUUGGGACAGGGACCUACAGCUGGAUACAGGUUCUGUACAUCUUCUUUAUCCUGGCAUGGGUCAAUGGCCUUACUAACAGUGUGCUUCCCUCAGUGCAGUCCUACUCCUGUCUGCCCUAUGGAAUUAUUGCAUACCACUUAUCGGCCACUAUGGCUGCGGUGUCCAACCCUUUGGCCUGCUUAAUUGCCAUGUUUUUCCCAAUAAGGUCCCUGGUACUGUUGGGGGUUCUAGCAGUCAUUGGCACUGGAGUUGCAGUCUACAUCAUGGGCAUGGCAGUGCUGAGUCCAUGUCCCCUUCUGGUCAAUAAUAGCGCAGGAACAGUCCUCAUUGUGGGUGCUUGGGUCAUGUUCAUACUAACUCUGUCCUAUGUGAAAGUGCUCAUUGGGGUGAUCCUUCGUGAUGAGGGCCACAGCGCCCUUGUGUGGUGUGGAGCAGUGGUGCAGUUGGGCUCCUUGAUUGGUGCCGUCACAAUGUUUCCAUUGGUUAGUUUUUAUAAUUUUUUCAUAUCAGGAAACCCAUGUAGCACAGACUGUGCUUGAAUGCUACUGAAGAAGCAAAUAGGAAGGGUCCUAGACAAACAACCUAUGGUUUUAUUUGAUGAGUUUCACCAAAACAUAUCUCCUACGCUAAAAAAAUACAACCAGUGAGAUGAACAUGAGGAGAUUCAACCCACUUCACAUAAGUAUAUAAAAUGUUCAGAGUGAUUUGUACAUUCACUUUAGAAUAUGCUGUCAGCUAUUUGAUCAGCUGCCAUCAGAGUGGAAGCAUCUAUUCACUAGAGUGUAACAGCUUGUGAAUAGUAAGAUUUAAGGACUGAAGAAUGCAAAUAAUACUAGGUAUAUCAGCACAUUCAGUGUUACAAAUACCAGGUACAGAAAAAUAACAUUCAGCUAGAUCAGGAGGGUUGCAUUUGUAUUUGAUACA
Messenger RNA from Esox lucius (northern pike), 1879 nucleotides. RefSeq names its product riboflavin transporter 2 (gene slc52a3-2a). Gene Ontology annotation, cellular component: plasma membrane. Gene Ontology annotation, molecular function: riboflavin transmembrane transporter activity. Lineage: Eukaryota; Metazoa; Chordata; Actinopteri; Esociformes; Esocidae. Bases 163 to 1494 code for a protein of 443 amino acids. The transcript is spliced from 4 exons. Gene Ontology annotation, biological process: riboflavin transport. The record is from RefSeq and is a predicted model, not a curated record.